This is a messenger RNA of Anopheles coustani, 579 nucleotides long. RefSeq names its product antigen 5 like allergen Cul n 1-like. The record is from RefSeq and is a predicted model, not a curated record. Lineage: Eukaryota; Metazoa; Arthropoda; Insecta; Diptera; Culicidae. The transcript has 2 exons. The annotation marks the transcript as partial.
AUUCCGGACCUACAUAACCGGCUUCGUUCAAAGCUCGCAACAGGGAAGCUAGAGGGGUUUGAUUCCGCUGUACGAAUGCCGGCGCUCGUCUGGGAUGAUGAGCUUGCCCGCCAAGCUGGCCACAACGCACGUUCCUGUGUUUACGCUCAUGACGCAUGCCGCAAUACGAAACGUUUCCGCUUUGUUGGGCAAAAUCUGGCAUUCGCUAACACAUCCGACGGCUCUAACUCAUCCGUUGACAAACUGAUUCAGAAAUGGUCGAGUGAGUACAAUGUUACCACGCAGGCUCAGUUGGAUCGGUUUCCAGAGAAGACGACAGCCCUUCCGAUCAGUCACUUUGCGCAAAUGAUCAGUGAUCGUGCUUGGAAAAUAGGAUGUGCAGUACAGACGUGGAACGAAUCGGAUGUGACUAACGUCUACUUUGUGUGCAACUAUUCUUUUGCCAACUUUGAAGGUCAACCCGUCUACCGGCGAGGUCUCCAAGCUUCCCAAUGCCGCACCGGAGAGAAUGACUUUUAUCCAGGAUUGUGCUCGUUCAAGGAGCACAUUAUUUCUACACCAAACGCAAUAACAAACUAA